CGGUCGAGAUACAGCCUGCUUUCUUCUCUCACAUUUUCCGGCGGAGUAGACGAAUGGUGGGGAAGAAAUGGCUGCGACGUCUCUGUCCCUGAUACCGCCGGCGAGCUUCUUCUGCGGCGGGAACCGACGGGGAUGUGGCACCGCUACUGGAUUUUGUGUCGCACGAGCAUCUCCGGUGGACCAUGGUCGAGAAAGCGUGCUUCGUCUCUCUGCCUCGGCUGUUCUGUUCCUCGGUUUAAGCCUCCAUGUCUGCUCUCCAGUUUCCGCUCGAAUACUUCCUCCGGUCGUCGCUCAGAAUUCCGAGAAGGAGAAUAAAAUCGAUGCAGAAAAUGUUGCUGGUGAAGAGAACCAAGGCGAUCUGAAAUGGUUUGAAGAUGAAGGAUUGAAAGAGGAAUUCGAAGCCUACAAGGCGAAAGUGUAUUCUCUUACUGUGCCGCUGAAGGUUGUUGCCCUGCGUGGUUCUGUGCCUCCUUCAUGGAUUAAGGAUUUUAUGAGCUCGCAAGGCAAGAGAGUGAAGCUGCUACCCAAGUUCCGAGCAAGUCUUGAAGAGAUUUUCUCUGAUCUUUCUAUGCCCUCCAAAAAAGGAAAAAUUGGUCAUGCAUCCAUGGUGGCGGCUGAUAUCAUCGGUAUCGGUGAUUCUUGGCUUAGUUUCGCAAUUAAGGAAAGGAUUAUCGAACCUAUGAAAGGGGUAGAAGGUCAGGAUUGGUAUAAAGGUUUGAGUGAUAAAUGGAAGGUUUAUCUACGCAGGAACUAUGAUGGGGAAAAAGCUCCUGACGGUGAAAUAUGGGCUGUACCAUACAGAUGGGGCUGCAUGGUAAUAGCAUACAAGAGAAACAAAUUUCAAAAUCGCAAAUUGGCUCCUAUCGAGGACUGGGCUGACCUGUGGCGUCCCGAGCUUGCGGGAAGGAUUUCAAUGGUGAAUUCUCCCAGAGAGAUUGUUGGUACUGUUCUCAAAUACAUGGGAGCUUCAUACAACACAGAGGACAUGGAUUCACAAGUUCCUGGAGGCAGAAUCACAGUGGAGAAAAAUCUAGCUUUGCUUGUGAAACAGGUUAGACUGUUUGACAGCAACAACUAUCUGAAAGCUUUCAAUGUUGGGGAUGUCUGGGUGGCUGUCGGUUGGAGCAGCGAUGUUAUUCCCAUGGCCAAACGGAUGUCUAACGUUACCGUGAUUGUUCCCAAGUCCGGUGCCAGUCUAUGGGCUGAUCUCUGGGUGAUACCAUCGGUCUCUGGAGCUGAAACUGAACAGAUAGGGGGACGAAUUCGAGGCCCUUCACCGAUAAUCCACCAGUGGAUAGAGUUCUGCUUGCAACCUGCAAGAUCUUUGCCCUUCACUCAAGAAGUGAUUCCUGGAGCUUCUCCUUCGGCCAUAGAAGGCGAUCAUCCGGUCAGAUUACCCGAAGAUACGAAGAAAAACAAACCGAGACUUGACACGAACCUCGUCGGGGGAAUUCCGCCUCCCGAGAUUCUGUGCGAGUGCGAGUUUUUGGAGCCUUUGCCGGAUGAUACGAUGUCCAAUUAUGGAAAACUGAUUGAUGGUGUGAAGAAGCAGGAACAGAGCCUUGGACUCGUAGAGAAGGUUCGUGGUAUUAUUUCCUUGUGGAUUCGAAGGUUUUAGGACAAAGCCGCCUGCAUUCAGAGGGUAAGAACACGAGAGAGAUCGAUACAAUCUAGAGUUGUUUGUGCAUUCCUUGGUGCAAGUGUUCACAUUACCAAAAUUCAACUUUAGUUUGUGUUGCAUUUCCUCCUUUUUUUUUUUUUGCCAAUUUAUGUAAUCUGAAAAACUAAUUUUUUUUUCAACAAUUUACAUGUUUGCAGUUCGUAUAUUAUACC
Molecule: messenger RNA, 1833 nt
Organism: Tarenaya hassleriana
Lineage: Eukaryota; Viridiplantae; Streptophyta; Magnoliopsida; Brassicales; Cleomaceae
Product: spermidine-binding periplasmic protein SpuE
Exons: 8
Coding region: 68-1618 (516 amino acids)
Biological process (GO): polyamine transport
Cellular component (GO): periplasmic space
Molecular function (GO): polyamine binding
Source: RefSeq, a predicted model, not a curated record